AUGGUCAAUUAUAGUACUCAGGCCAACUGCUACGCGUGCUAUGCUCUAAAGCUCCCUGAAUCUCUCUAUAGCUGAAGGUUUGGUCAAAAAAUAUUGCCGUGGCCCAAGCCUGCAGAAUUGGCGACGGUCUCAACUUGGUCAAUUCGCGAGAGGCUGAGAGCGGGGCGGCGGGCGCGCUAAGGCCCGGUGGCCAUCGGCGGAAGCGAGGGCUGCAUAGAUCCAAUGGCUUUGACUUUGAAUAAGUCUAAAACCCAGGCUAAUAAAAUACACUCGCUAUAAAUCGGACCCUCAUUAUCAUUAUUGAUGUACCAUACAUGAAGUAAAUUCACUGCGACGCCGGAGCUUGAGGCCGCCCUUUGUCAGAACCCAAUCAUACUGAUUCUCUUCUAAUUCUAUUUACUUCUCAUGCCACUAUUCCACUCCUACUUUGCACUCCUUCUUUAGCCUAUUACCCUCUACGCCGGAUCCCAGCGCCUGAUCGAGACUCGGUUGACACGUUGGCUUGGGUUGAAGUCGCGCGCCUCGCGGGCACUCGUCUCUCUUCCUUCUUCAUCCAUCUUCCAUCCUCGAUCUUGCGCUCGUACUCAACCCCUUGAGUCGGGAUCCAGUCCUCCAUACUUCUCACACCCUUGA
Messenger RNA from Microbotryum saponariae, 633 nucleotides. NCBI's taxonomy places the organism in Eukaryota, Fungi, Basidiomycota, Microbotryomycetes, Microbotryales, Microbotryaceae. The record is from the annotation of a GenBank genome assembly.